Messenger RNA from Schistosoma guineensis, 2251 nucleotides. The record is from the annotation of a GenBank genome assembly. NCBI's taxonomy places the organism in Eukaryota, Metazoa, Platyhelminthes, Trematoda, Strigeidida, Schistosomatidae.
UAAAGAGAGGGUUGUUUGCCCUUAAAUGGAAUCAGGACUAAUGUUCGCCCAGAUUCUUACCUGAUCUCAGCAGAUUUUUCAUCUCAAUUCUCCUCUCUUUGGUUGCAUUCUGGCUAGUAGUUCAAUACAAUGUUGCAUCUCAUUUUGUUAAUUAUAUGCUUUAUAGAAAAAUCAGAUUCUGCGAAAUUCAGUUUAUCCGUAAUCCCAGCAAACCAACCAGUACUUAUUGGUCAAAAAGUAAUUUUGAGGUGUCAGAUACAAGUAAUACGACUUUCAACAAAAUAUGCAAUGUUAUUUCGGCAUGAAGAAAACUUAAUCUCAGAGAAGUGUUUCGUGUACGAAGCACAAAAGUACCACCUAAUAUGUGAGCCAGAUGAUUGGCAAAGGGCCGAAACUUAUGAAUUACAUAUUAAAUCGGUUUCUUGGGCAGAUCGUGGUAAUUGGUCGUGUACUUAUGCAGCAAAUAAAACCAUACAAACUCUUGAAGUAUAUGCACCAGCUAAAUUGGAAAAGAUGGGUGUUUCAAGUUUAACAUCACUGCCUGUGACAAACAAAGAAAGUAUGAUCAAAGACUCCAGUUCACCUUCAGAAUUAUCAUCUUCAUCGUCUUUGGCUACGGCUGGAUUGGAUUCAGCUUUAUCUAUCAUUGGCACACCACCUAGUCAACAUAUCGGCUUAGGCACUCGGACUAAUCCGUAUGAUUUACGUUCAGGACUAGGAAUUCAGCUUACUUGUGAAACAACUUGUGGACAUCCUCGAGCCAAUAUAACUUGGCUAGUCAUGAAUGAGACAAUGACUAAAGCAAUUAUGCCCACGAAUCCAAAUAAAAUUCAUGAAAAUGUUUGUAGUAAUUCACCAAAUACAAUUGGUAUGACAACUACUAAGUCAACUUUACAUGUUCAUUGCUCACAAUUAGAUAUUAUUGGUUUAAAUCAAGUUCAAUGUUCAGUGAAUGGACCACAAUAUAAAGAUACUUUAUUGACACGAAAUGUUUAUAUAUUAUGCGCUGAUAAAAAUGAAUUAGAAAAUUUAAAACAACCGCAAAAACAUCAAAUAACUACAAAUGAAAUCAAGCAAGAACGUGUACGGCGACGUGGUGAAAGACCGAUGCGCUUAACAAGUGGCGAAGUUGUCGGCAUAGCUGUUGGUUCAGCAUUAGGUUUAAUUUUAGUAUUUAUUGGUUGUAUUAUUUUGCGUAAUAAUGGGAAAUCAUCUCCUUUACCAUUUCAUGGUCAUAUACCCGGUCAACGUGUAUAGGAAAACAAGAAUUCUUCUCUCUCUCUGAUUUCAUUGUUCACAAUAAUAUCUGUUCUCAUUGUUUAUAUUGUACAAUUUUGUCAUUUUUUUCUCUACAUACUACUGAUAAUGAUAAUCAUAGUAGUAAUAGUAGUAUUCUGUAUUGAUUGCAUUUACAACAAUGCAUUCCCAUAAUUCAAUUGUUUUCUUCUUCUUUUUUUAUUCAUUUAUUUUCCAAGUUCAUAUUAGCAUAAAUUUCAGUUUUGAUCAUUUUCAUAUUAUAAGUGGGUCUAUAUUUGUUUGCUUUUUAAGCAUAUAUUGCUUUAAUAAUUAUUUGUAUUGCAUUUUUGUGUUUUUUUUUAACACAUAUCAUUUUAUCCUAAAGUCAAUUAAUUUCUAGUUACUUAUCUUCUCAUUUAUUAUUUCUAGUUUUAUGCAUUUUUAUCUGCGAUAAAAUGUUUUUAUAUAUUACGACUACUACUACUAAUAAUAAUAGUAAUAUUAUUAUUAUUGUGUACUCGUUAUGCUGAUUCUAAAGUCAAUGAAAUUUGUAUUGUCAUGAUUUUUCCGCUUGAUAUCAGUUUUUCUACACAACAAUUAACUAAAGGGAGGCAAACAUAAAACUUUGCAAAGUAUUUACUGUAAACGGAAUCUCUGGUAGAGAUAAUAAUAAUAAAUGAUUAAAUGUACGUUUUGUGACAUCAUCUAGGAAUCAAUAUCGAUUAUUCAGCAUAUUAGGAUCUCAACUUUUUUUUUCUACUGGUAUUACAUUUGAACAUGUCAAUAUUGAUACUUGAACAAAUUGAAUUGUCCUUUUCUGGGUUACUGUUUUACUUUGUAUUUUUCUUUCAAAUGAUGUAAAUAGGUAAUAGUUUUUUUUGUGUUUUUUUUACUCUUUAUUGCGUAUGUAUGUAUGCUUUUGAUACUUUUGAAAUUUAUAUUCAUUCGUGUUCUAUUAUCCUAUAAAAUUCUGUUUCAUAAGCUGUUUUAUUCGAAUUAAAACUUAUUAUUUCCA